AAACAGUUGAACACAGAUUGCACAUGUGCUGUGAGCCGAGUACUAAAGAGCGCGUAAAAUGCCCUGGUUGAUAAUCCCAUCGAUCGAACAGGAUAGCAGAAGAACCAUGAAACGACUUGAGAUGCGGGGACAGAACAAAAACAAGGACUUCAAGAAACAACUAAACUGCAGAGGAAAACUUCAACCUGGUGAAACUCAACUUUGGUCUCAAUCGCUCGAGAAUCUGCUGACAUCUAAAUAUGGAAUGGCAGCUUUCCAGGCUUUCCUCAAGUUAGAGUUCAGCUAUGAGAACAUUGAGUUUUGGUUGAUCUGUGAGGAAUACAAGAAAAUCAGGAGUUCCCGUCUCAUAUCCAAGGCCAAGAAGAUAUUUGAGUGUUACAUUGAAGCUAAUGCUCCCAAAGAGAUUAACAUUGACCAUCAGACCAGAGACCACAUCAGGGAAAAUGUGAGGACCCCCAACAUAUCCUGUUUCGAUGAGGCCCAGAAGAUUGUGUACAGGCUCAUGGAGAAGGACUCCUACCCCAGGUUUCUGCGCUCUGACAUUUACAACUCUCUGAUUGCCUCAGCCUGAGGCCUGGUCAAGCUGAGGACAUGUGUCCUGCCUCAAGUAAUUGGACGAUGGCUUCUACACAGAGCACUAUGUGGACUUACCAGAAACCCCAGAGAUGCCAAAAAAGAAGGAUUAUUUUCUUAAUAUUCUUUUUUGCGGUUGAAGAUGGAACAGACUGAAGGAAGUAUGCACAGUAGAGUGGGAACUGCUGUUAGAAACACUUUUACCCGGCUAUCUGCUGAUCUGUGAAUCAGAUGUGUGCGUACACUUUUUCAGAGCUGACUCAGUCACCAUAGCACAGUCUGCAGAGUGGUUGUGGGCGCAUGGGACUUUGUGUGCAAAAUCUUAGGGGAACUUUAGACAGGAUACUGUGUCAGUUUCACAGAUAAACAAAAAGCCUUUUGCUCUUCCAGCAGGUGACAUCAGAACUCAAUACACAUUUGGCUAUGCAACACAUUUCUGAAGUUAUUGUCAUUUUGAGAUUGAUAACUCCAUUAUGAAACAUAAAAUGUGCCUUUAGGCAAGAUUAUGAUAUUGUACAAAUGUUGUACUACUGUACAUACUUUUAUCAUAACCCUUAACCCUUAAAGGAGUACCGUCACACCGGUGUGACGGGAAUGUUGGGAAAUUAACAUUCGAAAGAAUA
Messenger RNA from Alosa alosa (allis shad), 1196 nucleotides. Its product is annotated as regulator of G-protein signaling 21-like. Lineage: Eukaryota; Metazoa; Chordata; Actinopteri; Clupeiformes; Clupeidae. The record is from RefSeq and is a predicted model, not a curated record. The coding region runs from base 59 to 571 and encodes 170 amino acids. The transcript is spliced from 5 exons.